Messenger RNA from Cynocephalus volans (Philippine flying lemur), 1068 nucleotides. Its product is annotated as keratin-associated protein 10-12-like. The record is from RefSeq and is a predicted model, not a curated record. Gene Ontology annotation, cellular component: keratin filament. The transcript has a single exon. NCBI's taxonomy places the organism in Eukaryota, Metazoa, Chordata, Mammalia, Dermoptera, Cynocephalidae. Bases 1 to 1068 code for a protein of 355 amino acids.
AUGGCCGCGUCCUCCACGUCUGUCUGCUCCAGCAACCUGAGCUACGGCAGCCGGGUCUGCCUGCCCGGUUCCUGUGAUUCUUGCUCUGACUCCUCCUGGCAGGUGGACGACUGCCCAGAGAGCUGCUGCGAGCCCCCCUGCUGUGAGCCCCCCUGCUGUUCCCCCAGCGGCUGCACCUCGGCCCCCUGCCUGACCCUCAUCUACACCCCAGUGGGCUGUGUGCCCAGCUCCUGCCAGUCAGUCUGCACCAGCUCCUGCACGCCCUCAUGCUGCCAGCAGUCUAGCUGUGAGCCAGCUUGCUGUACCUCCUCCCCCUGCCAGCAGGACUGCUGUGUGCCCGUGUGCUAUAAGACCAUCUGCUGCAAGCCUGUGUGCUGUGUGCCCGUCUGCUCAGAGACUUCUUCCUCAUGCUGCCAGCAGUCUAGCUGUGAGCCAGCUUGCUGCACCUCCUCCCCCUGCCAGCAGGACUGCUGUGUGCCCGUGUGCUAUAAGACCAUCUGCUGCAAGCCUGUGUGCUGUGUGCCCGUCUGCUCAGAGACUUCUUCCUCAUGCUGUCAGCAGUCUAGCUGCGAGCCCUCUUGCUGCACCUCCUCCUCCUGCCAGCAGGCCUGCUCCGUGCCCAUCUGCUAUAAGCCUGUCUGUUGCAAGCCUGUGUGCUGCGUGCCCGUCUGCUCUGCGGCCUCCUCUUCAUGCUGCCAGCAGUCUAGCUGUGAGCCCUCCUGCUGCACCUCCUCCUCCUGCCAGCAGGCCUGCUCUGUGCCUGUCUGCUGCAAGCCCGUGUGCCGUGUACCCAUUUGUUCUGGGGCUGUCCCCUGCCCAGUCCCCUCGUGCUGCCAGCCCAGCCCCCGCCCCUCCUCCUGCUGCAGACCCUCCUCCUGCGUGUCCCUCCUCUGCCGCCCCGUGUGCAGGACCACCUGCUGCGUGCCUGUCCCCUCCCGCUGUGUCUCCGCCUCGUCCUGCCGGCCCAGCUGCUGCCGCCCGGCCUCCUGCGUGUCCCUGCUCUGCCACCCCGCAUGCUCCCGCCGGGCUUGCUGUGUCCCCGCCUCGGCCCAGAAGUCCUGUUGCUGA